AACAGGCCGCCGUGUCAGUAAGAGCCAUUCCGCUGCCCCCGACUCAGCCAUCUCGACACAAUAGCAAGGUACACAGUGACCUGCCUUGCUGAGAACUUUUACCUGGCUUUUGAGCAGCGGUGUUUCUAGUCCUCUGAGGCUCCGUAAUAGCAAUGCAGGUGAUACUGUCAACGCUGGUGGUGGCGGUGGUGGUGGGCAGCGCGGGAACAUCUGCUCCGGCGGCGGUGGCGACGGAGGACAGCUUUUCUGUCUCGCUGGGCGAAGCCUUUACGGACCGUGCUACUGUGGAGGCCGUGGUGGCGUGCUUCAUCGACACCAGCAAGUGUAACGCCGAGCAGGAGAAGAUCAGAGUGCGCGCCGUGGCGGCCAUGCAGAACAUGGGAAGGUGCCCGGAGACCCUGUGCACGGAGCAGCAGCAGCGGGAGAUGACCCAGUCCAUGGAGCUGCUGCAGAAGCAUCACCGAGACUUGUGGAUCAAACUGCUCGUGUCCAUGUUCGACCUCGACCUCCCGACACUCGCCAGUACCACCCAGUAACCUGGGGAGUGGCGACGGCUGGUGGCAGUGGUGGUGGUGGUGCAUGUUGCGUCCAAAGGUGCUAACAGGGAGACGGAAGGACAAAACAGACUGGGGAAAGGAAGCCAAGGCAAGGUAGACAGGAAACAAGACGGAAGAGUUAAAAAUAGAGAAAACUGGAAAGCAGACGUGUGGGUGGAGGACAGAGAAGAGUUUGCCCUCGGUCUUGUCCUGACUGGAAAAAGGAAGUCAAGGGCAGGCAGGCAGGAAACGAGCUACAAGUAGACGCAGGAACUGAAACUGAAAAAAAAUGGAAAACUGACACGUGAGUUUCUUUUACGAGGGAGGGAGAUGGACACAAGGAAGGACAAAAUAAACUGGAACGGAAGUCAAGGUAUAGGGCAGACAGGAAGCAAGACAUGAAAGAGUUGAGAGAAAACUGGAAUUAUAAAACCAACACAUGCGUUGAGGAAGACAGGGAGGCGGGAUACGGGCCGGCCAUCGCGAUGGCAACAGAGACGGAAGGACAACUCAGCCUGGGCAAAAAAAGAAGUCAAGGCAAGGCAGACGGGAAACGAGUUAAGACGGAGCCAAAAACAGAUUGGAAGCAUUAGAAAGCUGACACGUGAGUGGAGAACAAAAGAUGCUUCUAUCCUCUGAGGGAUUGCUGCCAACUCAUCAAGACAAAUACAGUGACGAUUUUUAUUAUUUAUUUAUUUAUUUCUAAGGCUGAACGACACGCGACAUUUUAGACCCGAAUUCUCAGAGGCUUUCACAACUAUUUCCAAAGGCCACAAAAGUCGGAUUCUCAUGACCGCUUUUCACGUCCAUGGUUCAGAAGCCUUUUAAGACUACCACUAGCCUCAUAAAGCUACCAGGCUCGUAAUUUUGGCAGAUUUUUUUUGGGGAGCUUUAGAGGGCAUCAUAGGUUCAUGAGUGUGUGUUGGGGGUGGCGAGCGAAGCGAGGAUGCGCAGCUGGGGGGAAUGUUUUUAAAAAUUAAGCACUUUUUAGGGUCAUUUUUUAAAACAUUGAGGGGGCUUUAAAUAUAAAGCCCUAGCCCGCCCCAGUAAUUACGGCCUCCGGAUUACCCAUGGAAAUACCCUCAACCUCUACCACAGCCUUAUCAAAUGUGGGUGUGUAAACCCUGAUAUUUUUAGAGAAUCUGGGCCAUAAUAUAUAUAUGAAGAACAGACAGCUUUUUUUUUUUUUUACUUCCUGUUAUAAAUGAUUCAUAAGUAUAUGUCCUCGAAUGACUGGCUAUAAAAAAAAAAAUUAUAGUCAUGUCCAAGGCUUUGCUUCUUUGGUGUUUGCAGGACAUAGACUACCUGACGACCUUGCUCACGUGCACACCUUGUUUUCGAUUCUCAAGACACGAUACCUUGUUUUGCUCUUUUGGACGCAUCUCACCCUCUUUUUAUUUCAUUGUGCGUGUGUGUGUGUGUGUGUGUGUAAGUCGUUUGUUUGUGUUGACGUGGUGCUUUGUGAUUCUGUGACGGCGCAAUAAACGAAACAUUAAU
Eriocheir sinensis (Chinese mitten crab) is the source of this 2033-nucleotide messenger RNA. RefSeq lists its product as uncharacterized. The transcript is spliced from 3 exons. NCBI's taxonomy places the organism in Eukaryota, Metazoa, Arthropoda, Malacostraca, Decapoda, Varunidae. The record is from RefSeq and is a predicted model, not a curated record. Bases 153 to 536 code for a protein of 127 amino acids.